Anolis sagrei ordinatus is the source of this 3103-nucleotide messenger RNA. RefSeq names its product zinc finger protein 436-like. The record is from RefSeq and is a predicted model, not a curated record. NCBI's taxonomy places the organism in Eukaryota, Metazoa, Chordata, Lepidosauria, Squamata, Anolidae. Gene Ontology annotation, molecular function: DNA-binding transcription factor activity, RNA polymerase II-specific; RNA polymerase II cis-regulatory region sequence-specific DNA binding. Gene Ontology annotation, biological process: regulation of transcription by RNA polymerase II.
AGAGGUGGUGUGGAACCCGGAAGAGCUUGGAAGACUCCAGAGAAGGAGCUGAGACAGAGGGAAGGAAGGAGGCAGGAGGCAGCAUCUCUCCCACCCUGAAGCACCUGGUCAGGAGAGUCUGGCAAAAGAGAAGCAUAAUCUGGAUGGGAGUUGCAGUCAAGCAGGACUCCUAUGGAUCUGGAUUAAGAACAGAGUUUCCUCUUGUUCAAGCUGAGAGGGCAGAGGCGUUUCGGAAAAGAACUGCACGGAGCAGCCUGUGGAAGGAUAUGCUGAUCUCAAACGUUGAGCGCCAGCGCUUCAGGGACUUCCGCUAUGAGGAGAUGGAGGGGCCUAGAAAAGUUUGUAGCCAACUCUACCAUCUCUGCCGCCAGUGGUUGCAGCCAGAAAGGCAGAGCAAGGCGGAGAUGCUGGACCUGGUGGUGCUGGAGCAGUUCCUGGCCGUCCUUCCUGCGGAGAUGGAGCGCUGGGUGAGAGAGUGCGGAGCGGAGAGCAGCACCCAGGCCGUGGCCCUGGCAGAAGGAUUCCUCCUCAGCCACGCAGAGGAAGGCAGGCAGAGCAAGGAGCAGCAGGAAUUCUUUAUGGCAGAGAAAGCUGACUUAGAGGACUGCUAUUUCGAAAUCAAGGGAACAAUGCUGGACAGGAAUAGAGUGUCCACUUCAGUGGGAGACACACUAUUGACAUGGCCAAUGCUUCUUGAUUGUGAUGCUCAUGGUGCAUCUUCCACAAGACUAAAUCAGGUGUCUUUUGAGGACGUGGCUGUGUUUUUCACGGAUGAGGAAUGUGCCCUGCUGGACCCAAGAGAAUGGGCCCUGCACUGGGAAGUGAUGGAGGAGAAUUUUGGCCUUGUGUCCUCUCUGGCUGGUGACGAGCAACUGAACGAGAAUGACAGAGAAAUAUGCAGAUUGUGGCUUGAAAAGCCCAUAUGCGAAAAGAUGGAAGAGAAAAGACAAAACACUCAAGGAAAAAGGAGCAAAAUGCUCACUUCUCAAAGUGGGGAGAUCUUUGACAUCUCGGUUGAAGAAAUGACACAAACUGGAAAUGAAUGUAUUUGCUUCCUUUGUGGAAGAUGCUUCGGUUCUCAAACGAGCCUUAAUUCUCAUGUGAGAACGCACACAAGGGAGAUGUUUUUCCAAAGUGGCAAGUGUGGAAAGAUCAUUGGUGAUGGGAAAGGACAAACAAUUCACACCAGGGAGAAACCAUUUCACUGCCUAGAGUGUGGAAAGUGUUUCCGUCUAAAGGUACACCUGAGCUCUCAUGAACGAAUCCAUACAGGAGAGAAGCCCUUCCACUGCUUGAUGUGUGAAAAGAAAUUCAGUCAGAAGAGAACCCUCAUCCGUCAUGAAAGGAUCCAUACAGGAGAGAAACCAUUUCAGUGCUUGGAAUGUGGAAAGAGAUUCACUCAGAAAACAGAUCUUGCUCGACAUGAGAUCAUUCACACAGGGCAGAAACCAUUCCAGUGUUCAAAGUGUGGGAAGAGCUUCAGUCAGAAGGCACACCUGACCUCCCAUGAAAGGAUUCACACAGGCGAGAGACCAUUUCGGUGCUCCGAGUGCGGGAAAAGCUUCAGUCAGAAGCCACACCUUGCUUGUCAUCAAGCCGCACACACAGGGGAGAAACCAUUUAAAUGUUUGGAAUGUGGAGAACGUUUCACGCGGAAGGUGCACCUCACUCGCCACCAAGUAACUCACACAGGGGAGAAGCCCUUCCAGUGCUUGGAAUGUGGAAAGUGCUACAGCCGGAAGAUGCAUCUCACUUGUCACCAGGCAGCUCACAUGGGGGAGAAGCCAUUUAAAUGUUUGGAGUGUGGCGAGAGCUUCGGUCGGAAGAUGUCCCUCACUUGUCAUCAAGCGAGUCACACUAAGGUGUAACCAUUCCAAUUGGGUGGAUAGGCCCCAAUGUCCAUGAAGCUUUCCCUCCCAAUGUUCUGCUCCUUCGGACCUUGUGAGAACUGUAGUUCAUUGUCUUAACUGCCAUUCUGGAUUCAUCACCUCUGCAGGAGUCUACUGUAUUCCAUGCAGCUGUGGACAAGUCUACAUAGGGACUACCAAACGCAGCAGCAUUGCCCAAACACGAAUCAAGGAACAUGAAAGGCACUGCAGACUACUUCAACCAGAGAAGUCAGCCAUAGCAGAGCACCUGAUGAACCAACCUGGACACAGCAUAUUAUUUGAGAACACAGGAAUGCUGGACCACUCUCACAACCACCAUGUCAGGCUACACAGAGAAGCCACUGAAAUCCCCAAGCAUGUGGACAAUUUCAACAGAAAGGAGGAAACCAUGAAAAUGAACUAAAUCUGGCUACCAGUAUUUAAAAAAAAACUCUAAAAUUACAACAGCAAAACAACUGAGAGGAAACAAUCAGGCACAUCAAAUCACUCUCAACAAAAUAUUCCCCCCAGGCACUUCCAAGCCAUUAAAUGCUAAUCAAGGUGGUCAGUUGAAACAUUCACACAAAAGUCCUUUGUCCCACCCUUUGUCAUUCCACAGAUAUAUAAACCCAUUUUCCUACUUCCAACAGACCUCACUACCUCUGAGGAUGCUUGCCAUAGAUGCAGGCGAAACAUCAGGAGAAAAUGCCUCUAGAACAUGGCCAUAUCGCCCGGAAAAACCUACAACUCCUCAUCACUUCUAGUUUUUCUUGGGUCUCUUUUGGUUGGGAGGGGGUGUUCUUGCUGUGUUGGUAUUGCAGAACAUCCAAAACAGAAUUUUUAGUUCUUCUUAAGCUCUUUUCAAUUUUUAGCCAUUGAAUAAUAAAAUAAUAAUAAUAAUAAUAAUAAUAGAUUGAAGAGAAACAAAUGGAAAAGAUGACACGAUAUGAGGAUUUAAAGAUGGAAAUGCAAAGACUCUGGCACAAUCCCGUUAAGGUGGUCCCAGUGGUGAUCAGCACACUGGGUGCAGUGCCUAAAGACCUUGGCCUGCACUUAAACACAAUCGGCGCUGACAAAAUUACCAUCUGUCAGCUGCAGAAGGCCACCUUAGUGGGAUCUGCACGCAUUAUUCGCCGAUACAUCACACAGUCCUAGACACUUGGGAAGUGUCCGAUGUGUGAGGCAAUACAACAGCCAGCAGAGUGUCUGCUGUGGACUCAUCUUGUUGUGCUUCA